Molecule: messenger RNA, 4193 nt
Organism: Episyrphus balteatus (marmalade hoverfly)
Lineage: Eukaryota; Metazoa; Arthropoda; Insecta; Diptera; Syrphidae
Product: RUS family member 1
Exons: 5
Coding region: 116-1369 (417 amino acids)
Source: RefSeq, a predicted model, not a curated record
UUUUUCUUAUUUAAGUCUAAUAACUCGCGUUGUUGCAUCUCGAGUGGAUUCUGGGUUGUGAAGUAGUUUUUGCUUGCUUUUAUUGUUUGGAUUGUGUGAUUUAGUGGUUAAAGCUAUGAAGGUGCACUUCAGAGAACAAUACGGCACCAAAGGGGAGGAGAUCCUUUAUGUGACACCAGCAGAUCAAAACAGCAUUGUGCGAGUCCCCCUCAAGGGCGACCGAAAUGUAAUCCGUGAAAAGUUUUUCUUAUUCCGUCUGUUGCAAAAAAUAUUCCUCCCCAAGGGUUAUCCGGACAGUGUUAGCGAUGACUAUGCUGCAUAUCAACUUUGGGACACAGUGCAGGCAUUUUGCAGCACAAUAUGCGGCACACUUUGUACACAUGCAAUACUCAAAGGUAUUGGAGUGGGCAGUGAUAACGUCAGUGCCUAUUCAGCUACCGUCACAUGGAUAUUCAAAGAAGGCAGUGGACACAUUGGACGGAUAUUGUUCUCAUGGUGGAAGGGCUCACAACUCGAUGUAGACUCGAAAAAAUGGAGACUGAGGGCGGAUUUUCUAAAUGACGUUGCAAUGGGUGUUGAAAUCUAUAUACUUCCAAAAUAUCCAUUGUAUUCGACUUAUAUUCUUUGCUCAACAACUGUUUUGAAGGCGAUAGUUGGAGUGGCUGGUGGAGCGACGAGGGCUGCUUUAACACAACACCAUGCAGUGCGUGGCAAUUUGGCUGAUGUCGCUUCAAAGGAUAGUUCUCAGGAGACUUGUGUGAAUCUAAUUGCUUCCUUUUUUGGGCUGUAUCUAUUGACUGUUAUUAAAAAUCAAACGAUGCUUUAUACCGUUUUUGUGAUUGUGAUCUUUUUACAUCUCUACGCGAACAUGAAAGCCGUUAAGGCAGUUUGUCUGCGUACAUUUAACGAAUCGCGCUAUCUCAUAGCUCUCGAGGAAUUUUUUCGCUCUGGUCGGCUACUAUCACCACAGCAAGUUAAUAAAUUGGAACGAGUGACAAUCGGUCAGACUGUGUCUGUUUCAUUGAAUAUCCAUUUGGGUCUUUCGGCGAAGCAUUUAAUUGAUGAGUUCAAAACUAGUCAUGUCUUAGAAAAUGUAGUUUCAUCAUUUGAUCCUCAUGAACGGUUUAUCAUUGCUGAGAGCAAACGUUUCUUGGGCGUGUAUCUGCAUUUCGAUACACGACAACAAGACGUGCUUAAAGCUUAUUUCUUUGCAGUUUCAUAUUUACAGGAUCGUAAUCAAAUUAAGGAGAAAUAUUGGGAAGUUCAAAGCAAAUGGCAGGAGUUUGUUAGCAUGGCUCAGCAAGAGGGUUGGUUUGUCAACAAACACCUUUUGAUGGUUGACGAGUUUCGCCUGGAUUGGAAAGCAUAGGAAAUCUAUGCGGACUCUGGUUCCAGCAUAUUCUCAGUAGCUCAAUAACACAACAAAAUCACACCAUGGACCAAAUAAUAAAUGAAACGCGUAUGUACCCCGAAACUUAAUUUAUUGCAAACAAAAAUGUAAGAAAAAUAUAAAAAUAGAAUCCCUUAUGAUAUUGUUCAAUUAGAAAACCCCCGAAAAUCUCAUUUAAGAUCCUAUUAGUUUGCUUGCUAAUAUUAAUGCGUUUUAAACAUUCUCAUAGUUUAGAUGCAUUUAAAUUGCUAAUCAACUUAAACAGUUGUAAAAUACCUUAGGUAUUUUUUUUUUUGUUUUAUUUUAAAUAAAUUUAUUAGUUAACAUGUUUAACAUAUCUUACUUAGUAAUCCAAAGAAAAAAAAAUUUAUAAGAUGAAAAACCAUAUUACAUAAUAUUUUAAUUUGUAUGUUUUGUAAAUAUUAAAUUAAAUCUUUUUAUACAAAAAAAAAGAGAGAAAAAAAGAAAAACAACUCAACCCAUGAUAAUACUACAAAUUAACAAAUUCUCUUCCAUGCGCAACUCUAUACCUUAGAACUUUUAAAUUUUACAAAAAAAAAAAAACGUCUCGAAAUGUGUAGUUUAUUUGGUGUUGUAAUAUGUAUUUUUCGAUUUAACAAAUUUAUGAUUUGUAGAAAUACCUAAUUUUUAAUGUUUUUUAGCUGUCGUAGAAAAAAUUAAAAGAUUUUGGCUAGAAACACUUAAAAUUUAGCUUUAAGCAUUUAUUCUUUAAGUAGUGUCUCAAUAAGAACAUAAUCAAGUACAAGGUGUUAAAGUGGAUUGUUGAAAUAUUUCUAAGUUUGGAAGCCAUCCACCAGCACAGUGCUGUGUUAUGUUCCCUCACUACCAAAAAGAUAUCAGUUACCCAUGUUGUUUACAUAAUUUGAAAAGUUAAUUUCAAUUUAUAUUAAAUCAUCGGUCAGGUUCAGAAACUUUAGAGACUAAAAAGUUAGUCAAGUUUUCGAUUGGUUAGCUUUCCAAAAAAAAUCAAUUCGGCUUAGAGAAAAUUAUUGGUAAUUUGACUUAAAAAUUAGUCAAAAAAAAAACUAACAAAAUUGCCAAACCGGUUCAAAAUAAUUAACAAAGAUUAUUUUUACAUCUAAAUUGUACGGUGGUAGACUUUGCACAAUUGGAAAGUUCGUUGCUUCGUCAUAUUUUUUUUUUUCACAAUCAAUACAUAUGAAAUUGGCUAACCAUCCAGCUGGCUGCAGGAACUUGUUGAUUGAGGUCCGAAUCCACCGCCCGCCUUAAAGCGUUGGUCACUAGAUUCAGGUCGCCCAGAAACACCCAAAUAGAAAAUUCUCCCGUUUUUGUCGUCAAAAAGUGUGUUUUUUUUAAUGAGGGUUAGUGAGACAUUUUCAUUAAUUGUUUCUUUCAAAGAAUUUCUCUCGUUAUCCUUGAAGCUUUUCGGAGCAAAAUUUCCAAUUUUCAACUUCAUCGUGUAAUUAUUUGGUUCAAUAGAAAUCCACCAACAAAUUCCUUAGGCAAAUCCCAAAUCAGCAAUCAGUGUGGAGAAAAACAUGAUAGAAACGAUUUAUGGUGUUGAUAAGCUUAAACCCUACAAUUGGUUGAAGAACGACAUGUGGACGAGGUAGCGUAGUCUGCAGUGUACUAGCUUCUAAAACUCGGGAAGCACUCAAGAAACCCUUCCAGUCAGUUCAAUCUGUAGCCAACUACUUCAAUUUGGCGUUGAAAGUCAUAUUUAAUCUUGUCAUUCCAGUCAUACUGUAACCCAUAAUAUGGCAUAGCGUUUCAGAGACAGUUUUCGGUGAAACAAUUUUGUCUGAUUUUUACUCUCUUGAGUCCAUACUAUCAUAGGCUCCAUUCGUAUCUUUUAUCAAUCAAUUCUCAAAGCCACUUCCCAUUUUCAUUUUACAAAUGAUCAGUCUCAUUACGCCACCUAACCUAACAGAAUAUUUCAACAAGCUUAACUCUGUUCUCGAAAUUUACACAACACAAACUUAGCUCAAAUACAUACAAAAAUAAAAUUUAACAAAAAAGAAUAUUUUCCUCACAAGCUUUGGUGUUUCUUUCGCAUCUUUUUCAAGCAAAGUUAUGGUAAGAUUUGAAGUAAAAAUAAAAAUUAAAAUAAAAAAUUAAAUUAAAAAAAACGAAAUUAUAUGUAAAUCAUGAAUUCCAUUCCAUUUAUAUGCAACGAAUCUAUCAAUUAACUCAAUUAGAUUGAUUCUCAUUAGAAAAACAAAAAAAAAAGCAUAUUUACAUAAAAAUUAAUAAUGCGCUAUCAAUGUGUUUUAUAAGUAGCCUCAUAUUACAAAAAUAUUAAAUACUCUUGUAUUCAAAAAUAAACUUGCACACACAAAAAUACAUAAAAUAAAUAAACAAAAUCUAUUUUGCUAGGCUUUUAAAUAAAAAAAAAGUGCAAUAUAUGUGACUAUAAGUAGAUGAUAUUGUUUAAAAUAAUAAAUUAGCACUUAAAAAUUAAAAAUAGAAACACAUAUUCACAUUCCAUUUUAAAUUGUAGUAAAUUAGAAAAACAAAUUUGCAAAAAUGUUUUGAUAUUUUUCUUCUUGUUUAAAAUAUCAUAAGUGGCUAAGACACAUAGCUUCAAUGUCUUAAGUAAAUAGACAAAAAUCUUAGAAUAAAAAUGUUUUAAAGAUUAAGCUAGCUCAGUCAUUCUUUAAGUAGCUUAAGUUGAGUUUUCUAAAAUUUGAAAAUUUUAAAUAAGUUUUUACUCGCUUUUCUUUGGUCAUUUAAUUGAUAAGAGUAGAUAAUAUUAGAAUAUAGGACUUUUAUUUAAAUUGUAUGUUUAUGUUGAAUUUUUUAAAAGGGAUAUAAUUUUAGA